AACCUAGUUCCUCUUCUGCCCCCUCUAGCAGCUAUCCCCAAACAAAGGCAUUUCUGAUGCUGGAGAGCCUCUCAACUUAGCUUCACCACAAUUUCAUCAAAUUAAGCAAUUUCAAUGUCGUCUACGUCGCUCUCCAAUCCUUCCCUUUCCAUUCUUUUCGUUGGCCACAAACUUCGUCAAAAUCAGAAUACGAAGAAUGGGAUAUAUUAUUUUCCCGUUUUUAGAAGACAUAAAAGCCCUAGAUGUGCCGUGGAUAUGCCUUCCGGAGGGAAUGCUCCGAGUUUUCCUCGAGUUAGAGUUUGGGAUCCCUAUAAACGGCUUGGUAUUAGUCCCUAUGCUUCAGAGGAGGAAAUUUGGUCAGCACGCAAUUUUCUCUUACAACAAUAUGCUGGACAUGAGAGAAGUGAAGAAUCAAUUGAAGCUGCUUUUGAGAAACUACUUAUGGCCAGCUUUCAGCAUAGAAAGAAAACCAAGAUCAACUUGAAAAGUCGACUAAAGAAGAAAGUAGAGGAAUCUCCGCCUUGGAUUAAAAACUUGCUCAAUUUUGUCGAACUUCCUCCAGUAGAAGUUAUUUUUCGAAGAUUGUUCCUAUUUGCCUUCAUGGGUGGCUGGAGUAUAAUGAAUUCUUCUGAGGGUGGACCUGCCUUUCAGGUAGCUGUAUCUUUAGCAGCCUGCAUAUAUUUCCUUAAUGAAAAAACAAAGAGCUUGGGUCGGGCAUUUGUUAUCGGACUCGGCGCUCUUGCAACUGGGUGGAUAUGUGGUUCAAUCUUUGUUCCAAUGAUUCCAACAGUUCUAAUUCACCCAACAUGGACACUGGAAUUGUUGACUUCAUUAGUAGCGUAUGUUUUCCUGUUUCUUGCAUGUACUUUUCUCAAAUGAAAAUCCAAAACUGUUAUGUCUCUUAUGAAGUUUUGAAACUAGAUUGAACUCCUUUUCUUACACAUACAUUUAAUCUGCAAACAAGAAUCGUAAAGUUUCCGCCUUAUUUCA
Messenger RNA from Hibiscus syriacus, 990 nucleotides. RefSeq names its product protein CHAPERONE-LIKE PROTEIN OF POR1, chloroplastic-like. Gene Ontology annotation, cellular component: chloroplast membrane. The record is from RefSeq and is a predicted model, not a curated record. The transcript is spliced from 5 exons. The coding region runs from base 115 to 879 and encodes 254 amino acids. Lineage: Eukaryota; Viridiplantae; Streptophyta; Magnoliopsida; Malvales; Malvaceae.